Molecule: messenger RNA, 1377 nt
Organism: Triticum urartu
Lineage: Eukaryota; Viridiplantae; Streptophyta; Magnoliopsida; Poales; Poaceae
Molecular function (GO): protein binding
Source: RefSeq, a predicted model, not a curated record
CCUCCUCGACGCCGCCGACUUCACCUACUCCUUCGUGCCCAAGCCCAAGGAGGGGUGGCUCAGCCCCUGGCACCCCCGCGACGUCCGCGACGGCCGCGUCCUCCUCGACUGCAGGGUCCCGGGGAGAACCUUCAGAUCCGCCCUCGCCGUGUGCGACCCCUUGUCGCGCCGCUACGUGCUGCUGCCGCCCGUGCCCGAUGACGCCAUAACCGCCCAGGAAGGACGCCCGGCUGAAUUGGCGCCAGUCCUCGCCCCCGUCGGUGACCAUGAGGAUGAGACGUCGUUCAGGGUGAUAUGCAUAGCGCACUACAGAACCAAGGUUGUCGCGUUCGUCUUCUCGUCCGUUACUCGGCAAUGGUGUAUAGCUGCAUCUCCCAGCUGGAGCUCUUUGGGCACAGACCGCCCCCAUGGGCUGCAGAACUGUUCUGAUUCGAGAGGUUGCCGCGGCAUGUCAAGUUUCGACCAUGUGCGUGGCUGCUUCUACUCGGCGUCGCCUUGGAUGGACAAAUUUCUUGUUCUGGAUACACGGAGAAUGGAGUUUUCCACCAUCAGCGAUCACAGUGGUUUCCACGAGCUGCUCAGACGUCUGCCUGGCCAGCCACUUGCAGAACACGGUAUGCAUCACCGAACUCGGCCUGGCCAGACCAGAAGUCUGCCUGGCUUUGUAGUUGGUAGAGAAGGAUCCCUUGAGUUGUUGUCUCUUGUUGGUGAUCACAGUCCAAAUGGAUCGUUUUGUCUUGUUUAUACCACUCAAAAUAACAGCGAAUCUCCCAAGGAAUGGCGGCUGGAGAGUGUUAUACCCUUGCCUGGCCAAUAUGACUAUUUCACCGUUGGCGCAGCUGCGGGAUUCUUAUUUCUCGGAGGCACUACAGAAUCUCAGCAGGACUGUCAUGAAACUGAAUGGGUGGAUACUUGGGAUAUAGAUUAUUUUUCAGUGGAGGUCCGGACUUCAGAACUUAAGAAAAUCUGUACGAUGACAAAGCCAUGCUUCAACCAUGAACGUGUCCACCCAUACUUCGGCUUCCCACCAUCGUUGUCAAGACCGACUAUAUGAAGUUGGAUGAACCCAUUUUGCUUUCGAGGUCUGUUAUCUGGGCCAUGCGUCUGCUGCGGAUAUACGGAACACGGUACUGCAAAAAUGUCGGCUCGAUGUAGCAAUAUUUGUUUGCAAAUAGUGUUGUGUUUUGUUUUUGCGGGGGGUGGAAAUAGUGUUAUGUUGAAUGUAUUUAAGCAAAGACAUGCUCUGGCUUUGUCUAGCAUUGAUGUGUGCAUAUACUGUUGUUGUGCUGGGACAAUGGGCUUCACCACUGCGGUGACCUCGUGUAUACCACUAGUAAGAGACAUGUUGUGUUGAGAGAAUCGCUACUUAUUAUUGUA